Molecule: messenger RNA, 1783 nt
Organism: Olea europaea var. sylvestris
Lineage: Eukaryota; Viridiplantae; Streptophyta; Magnoliopsida; Lamiales; Oleaceae
Product: ethylene-responsive transcription factor RAP2-7-like
Exons: 9
Coding region: 511-1497 (328 amino acids)
Biological process (GO): regulation of DNA-templated transcription
Molecular function (GO): DNA-binding transcription factor activity; DNA binding
Source: RefSeq, a predicted model, not a curated record
AAUUAAUUUGACGGACGGGAACUCCCAUUGUAGGAUGCAGAUUCAUCCCAAAUUUGUCCUUUUCUAUAAUCUUUCCUUUUUUGUUCACUUAUCCUAUUACUUUACUUGUUCGUAUCCUACGAAAUAGACAAUAAGUUUGAGCAGUUUAACAAUUCGGAGUUCAUUUCUAUUGUUUGGAAACUUUAAUAUUCAUUUUUCAUACUUUUUAACUACGCAUUUUAUUAAAAAAAAAAAUUUCUUAGUUCAGUACAAGAAAAUUUUCAUCUUUAUUCACUGUGUAAAAAACGGCAUCUCACAUUGGUCGAUGAUUUCAUGCUUCCUUUUAACAAUGCACUCUAUAAAUUCUCUCUCUCUUUCUGUCUAUAUAUAUAAACAUUGAACUCUGUGAUCAUUCUAUCGUGUGUUUAUUUUUCUGUUAUCAUUCUAUCGUGAAGUACCAAAAAUUUUAGCUCCGGUCAGCUUUUGAGUUAAUUGUUGUUAAACAGAGUGUAUAUAAGCAUAGAAAGAGAGAUGUUUGAUCUUAAUCUGAGCAUCGGAUCGAAUUGGAAAGAGAAUUUUGAGGAAGAUGAAUCCCCUGUAACGACGGCUUCAUGGGUUGUAAGUGGGGAAGAAGGCUCCAGCUACAACGGCACGUGGUCCACACGCGCCUCCCCAGAAAAAUCUCACACAUUCAACUUCGGCAUCCUCAAUAGAGAUGACCCAGUUGAGAAAGAUUGUAAUUUGACUGAAUCGGAGCCAGUGACUCGUGAGCUCUUCCCGGUGAGUGGACUCUGCGAGUUGAACAUGGGGAGACCUAAUAAUAAUGGCAAUGGAAACUGGAUUAAUCAACAAGUUGUUCCAAGUAAAUUGGUACAUCAGCAGGUACAACAUGUAAAGCCCAAGAAAAGUAGGAGGGGCCCACCUUCCCGGAGCUCACAGUAUAGGGGGGUCACUUUUUAUAGAAGAACUGGGAGAUGGGAAUCCCAUAUUUGGGAUUGUGGGAAACAAAUUUAUUUAGGUGGAUUUGACACAGCUCUUGCCGCAGCCAGAGUAUAUGAUAGAGCUGCAAUCAAGUUCCGGGGCGUUGAUGCCGAUAUUAAUUUCAAUCUUAGUGAUUACGAGGGGGAAAUUAAUCAGACGAGGAGUCUGAGUAAAGAGGAAUUUGUGCAUAGAUUGCGAGGUCGCAGCACGGGUUUUUCCAAGUACAAAUGUGGUCGAUGGGAAGCUCGAAUAACGGGCAAAAAUUAUAGUUUUGGACUGGGGCAUUUGAUAGGGCGGCCAUCCAGUGUAACGGAAGGGAUGCUGAGUCGAGUAAAUACGAGGAGGAAAGUAUAUCAGAGCCAAGGAAUGAAGGUAGCCAACACCAUCUCGACCUCAAUUUGGGGAUUUCAACCACUUCCCCAAAUGAGAAUGAAAGUUUGGCAUUGCUUCAGUUCCAACCUGGUGUUGUUCAAAAUGCAAGAAAAUCCAAGCUACAGAUGGAUCCACCUCUUAAGGGAACAUCAUUGGCUGGUCUAAAUCCUAAAUCUGUCUCCUCCUACGAGAGAACAGAAUUGACUGGGGGUGGCAAGUGGACAGUCGAGCAGCAUCAUCAGGAUUCCCGUCGUCAUGAAAAUAUCGCACUACAGUCAACAGACAUUUCUCGCUACUAGCAAUCUCUCAGCCUGGUUGAUAUGUCAAUGUACACAAGUAGAAUUGAUUUUUAUUCUUUCACAUGACUGAUGGAGCAAUUCAAAUUUGUUUCUAAAAUCGAGAAGGAUUCAUAUUCAAGAAGCAAAAAACCAAAAUCCCAUUUUCUUUUUAA